Helianthus annuus (common sunflower) is the source of this 1452-nucleotide messenger RNA. Its product is annotated as TMV resistance protein N-like. The transcript is spliced from 4 exons. Gene Ontology annotation, molecular function: ADP binding; ATP hydrolysis activity. The record is from RefSeq and is a predicted model, not a curated record. Lineage: Eukaryota; Viridiplantae; Streptophyta; Magnoliopsida; Asterales; Asteraceae. Bases 1 to 1452 code for a protein of 483 amino acids. Gene Ontology annotation, biological process: defense response.
AUGGAGAAGGGCGAAUCGACGUAUGUCAGAAAGAUUGUUGAGGAGAUCUUAGCUGAUAAGCCUGAUAUACAACCUUCUUAUAUAGAAAGCAAUUUAGUUGGCAUCGACUCUCGUAUAGAAGAAUUAAGUGCGCGACUGGAAACAAAAGAUAAUGAAAAGGUGCAAAUAGUAGGGAUACAUGGGAUGGGAGGAAUUGGCAAGACUACUAUUGCCAAAGCUUUGUUUAGAAGAAUAAAGUAUAAGUUUGAGGGUAGUAGCUUCGUAAACGAUGAUAGAGAAAACACUUCAAGUAAAAGAGAUAUAUGUGCCUUACAAGAAAAGGUUCUAAGGGAUAUUCUAGAGAUCAAUCAAAACUUCAAUGUUCGAGAUCCUGAAGAUGGAGCUAACAUGAUACGAACAAGAUUUGUGCACAAAAAAGUUCUUAUGGUUCUUGAUGAUGUGGAUAAUUUCAAGCAAUUAGAGUUCCUAGCUGCAACACAUGACUCGUUUGGCCCAGGAAGUAGAACCAUUAUCACUACAAGAAACGAGCAAUUGUUAUCCGAUGCAGAUGACAAGUACAAGCCAGAUUUUUUGAUAAUGAAUGACGCUCUUGUGUUGUUUAAUAGAGGUGCUUUUAAAACAAAUAGUCCUCCAGAAGGGUACGAGGAGUUUUCAUGUCGUGCGAUCCGCUAUGCUGGCUAUCUUCCUUUAGCUGUGAAAGUUUUAGGCUGUUUCUUUCAUGGGCGGAAUGCACUUCAUGAGUGGGAAAGUGCUUUAAAUAGACUAGCAAAAGCACUACCCAUUGAUAUUUUUGAGACAUUGAAGUUAAGUUUUGAUGGGUUGGAGGAUUCUGAGAAGAAUAUAUUCUUAGACAUUGCUUGCUUCUACAAGGGAAGAGACAUUAGAGACGUAACUAAAGUAUUUGAGAGCUGCGGUUUUGACCCAGAAAUUGGGAUUAAUGUUCUUAUUGAGAAGUCUCUAAUUACCAUCUCCAAUCAUAGAAUAGGUAUGCAUGAUCUAUUACAAGAAUGGGAGCUAGAAGAAAUUGAGGCAAUUCUGGUGCCCGAUAAGCAGUAUGAUGUUGACGAAUAUGAGGAGAAGGUGGGUUUUAGGGCUGAUGUGUUUGAACGCAUGAAGAAUCUUCACCUACUUGAUAUUAGAGGAAGAUUUACAUCUUGUGAGCCUACGAUCUUCCCUAACAAGUUACGAUGGCUUUGUUGGAGCGAGUGCCCAUUUACUUCGCUAUCAAUGACACAAAUGAGUAAACUUGUUGGUCUUGAAGUAGUUGGUGGAAGUGUUAAACAAUUUUGGAAUGGACAAAAGAUUAUGCCAAAUCUGAAGUAUCUUAGUCUUCAACAGUUAGACUGCCUGACAAUGCUUCCAGAUGUCUCAAUGGCUCCAAACAUUGAGAAGUUAAUGUUGGUAUCAUCGUCAUCGGAAACCCAGGACCAGUCGGAACGGAUUGAGUUGUGA